AUGAGGCUGUUCUUGUUGAUUCUACAGUUUGGAUUUGCCACAAGUGCUUUGAUUAAUCAAAAUAGAUCCAAUGGGCCGGUGAUGAUUGAAGAAGACUACAUAAAUUGGGUGAAACAAACUGGUUUUUUCAAGCAUUCAUUUUACCAGAAAGCAAGGAACAAAUUCAAGCCUUGCUUAACCUUAAAGGUUAACAAAAACCAUGCAUUAGGCGAUUUUACCACAGUGAAAAAGGCUAUCAAUUCAGUUCCAGUUGUUAAUCUCUGUCGGGUGGUUAUCUCCAUUGGCCCAGGGAUUUACAGGGAGAAGGUUGAGAUUCCGGCAACAAUGGCCUACGUGAGCCUGGAAGGUGCUGGUGCAGACAAGACUAUUAUAGAGUGGAAUGACACAGCAGACAGAAUUGGUAAGAAUGGACUACCACUGGGUACCUAUGCUUCUGCAACGUUUGCCGUUAAUUCUCCCUACUUCAUUGGAAAGAAUAUCACUUUCAAGAAUAAUGCACCGCCACCACCGUCGGGAGCACAAGGGAAGCAGGCAGUGGCGCUGCGAAUCUCGGCAGACGCAGCAGCACUUAUAGGUUGCAAGUUCAUCGGAGCACAGGAUACGCUUUAUGAUCAUUUAGGGAGGCACUACUUCAACGACUGCUACAUUCAGGGUUCGGUGGACUUCAUAUUUGGGAAUGGUCUGUCACUGUACAAGGGCUGCCAUUUACAUGCCAUCACCAACAGCUAUGGAGCCUUAACCGCCCAGAAGAGGGACAGCUUGCUUCAGAAAACGGGGUUCUCCUUUGUCAGCUGCAGGAUCACUGGGUCAGGUGCCCUUUACCUUGGGAGGGCGUGGGGCACUUUCUCUAGGGUGGUCUUUGCUUACACUUACAUGGACAAGAUCAUCGCCCCUAGAGGCUGGUCUGAUUGGGGAGACGAGCACAGGCACACGACAGUAUUCUAUGGGCAAUACAAGUGCUGGGGGCCGGGGGCUGAUUUUGGAGGGAGGGUGUCAUGGUCCAGGGAACUCACUCAGCAAGAGGCCCGACCAUUCAUUUCGCUUGCCUUCAUCGAUGGCUACCAGUGGCUCACAAACUCGUGA
Messenger RNA from Malania oleifera, 1083 nucleotides. Its product is annotated as probable pectinesterase 53. The transcript is spliced from 4 exons. Gene Ontology annotation, biological process: cell wall modification. Gene Ontology annotation, molecular function: pectinesterase activity. The record is from RefSeq and is a predicted model, not a curated record. Bases 1 to 1083 code for a protein of 360 amino acids. NCBI's taxonomy places the organism in Eukaryota, Viridiplantae, Streptophyta, Magnoliopsida, Santalales, Ximeniaceae.